UUCCUCCCCCCAUAUGCAUUCUUCUCCUUCAUUCGCUCGAAAAAUAUUCAAACAAAUUAAAUGGGUAUCUCAAAUGGAAGUUCGAUAAUUGCCGUUGCCAUUAUCCUGCUGAUCAGCCUUCUGCAUCCAGCUUACAUGCAAGGUCAAGUACUACCAGUCGUGCGAAGGGAUUAUUUCUUGUUUGAAAACUUUGAUCAUACGAGGGACGAUCCGCACUUGAAGUUUGAAGGCUCUGCAGAAAUUGAUUAUGAAGCCUUUCAGAUAACUCCAGAUUCAAGAAAUGAUUUGAGCAGACUCCGAAACAAGUCCGGCCGCGCUAUGUUUUCACGAUCUUUCAGGCUCUGGUCUUCCGAUGAUACAGCCUCCUUCAACUCUACUUUCCUCAUAAAUAUUUUCAGAGACGCAAACUGGACUGCUGGGGAGGGCCUUGCUUUUCUCAUAGCCCCCGAUAUAUCUAUACCUAAAGAAAGUUACGGGCAAUGGCUUGGGCUCACCAGCGCUGCAACCGAUGGGAACAGCGCCAACCAGUUGGUGGCCAUAGAAUUUGAUACCAGAAAGCAAGAGGACAUUGAUCCAGAUGACAAUCAUAUUGGCCUUAACAUCAACUCUGUUAGAUCAGCCAAGACCGUCCCUCUCGAUGAUCAUGGCAUCAGAUUAUCUCCCGAAAUUCCCGCUAAUUACACAGUAUGGGUGCAGUACAAUGGCGCGUCCAAGCUGAUGGAGAUUUUCAUGGCGGAAGAAGGGGGGCCCAAGCCUGAAAAACCUCUUCUCAGCGAGAACAUAAACCUGAAAGACUACGUCAGACAAGAAUCCUUCUUUGGGUUUGCUGCUUCUACAGGUGAUGGUACGAAUAUUCAGCUGAAUUGCGUCUUGAAAUGGAGUCUAGAGAUAGAUAUUCUGCCCGGGAAAAGUGAUUUGACUUGGUUGAAGAUAGGUGCUGGGAUUGGAGUCCCGGCGGCGACAUUGUUAAUCCUGUGCGGUGUUCUGUACGUGAACAAGAGAAAGAGAAGCAGCAGUAGCAAUGAUAAGGACGUUUUUGAUGCGCACUUGAGAUGGUUGCCUGGGAUGCCCAGGGAAUUCAAGUAUAAAGAUAUAAAGAAGGCAACGAACGACUUCCAUGAGAGUAUGAAGCUGGGUGAAGGUGGUUUUGGGAUCGUUUACAAAGGAAUUCUGAAUGCCAAAGAUCACGGUAUUGCUAGUGAAAUAGCUGUCAAGCGUUUCUCCAGAGAUGACAUCAAAAGCAAAGAUGAUUUCUUGGCUGAGCUCACCAUUAUUCACCGCCUUCGACAUAAACAUCUCGUCCGCUUAGUUGGGUGGUGCUACGCCAAAGGAAAGCUACUCCUCUUGUACGACUUCAUGCCAAAUGGUAGUCUUGAUGAACAACUAUACGAGGGUUCCAACCCGAACACUUUGAAUUGGGAACGCCGAUCCAGGAUACUAGCCGGCGUGGCGUCAGCAUUGCAUUAUCUGCACAAUGAGUAUGAUCAGAAAGUUGUGCAUCGUGACCUCAAAGCCAGCAACAUCUUGCUAGACUCCGACUACAACGCUCGCCUGGGUGAUUUCGGGCUUGCCCGAGCCUUGGAUAAUGACCGGAAUUCCUACGCAGAACUAGGAUUAGCUGGAGUCGCAGGCACCUUGGGCUAUGUUGCUCCUGAGUGCUUUCACACAGGGAAAGCCACGCCUGACUCUGAUGUGUUUGGUUUUGGGAUAGUGGUGCUUGAGGUCGUGUGUGGCAGAAGUCCUCGGAUCCAAAUCAAUUACCACCACCAUCUCUAUUCCUUGGUCGAUUGGGUUUGGACGUUACACCGCGAGGGCAGCAUUCUUGAAGCUGUAGAUGAGAGGCUUGGCAAAGACUAUGUGGUUGAUGAAGCUAAGAGGUUUUUACUUCUUGGCCUCGCAUGCACACAUCCCAUUGCCAGUGAAAGGCCUCAAACGCAGGCCAUAUUCCAGAUCAUAGCCGGCACUAUGCCAGCUCCCCAUGUACCUCCAUUCAAACCUGCCUUCACAUGGCCUUCCAUGGGACAAUCCUUGAGCAUCACUGAUCAGAGUACAACUUCAGCUGCAACAUUCUCUUCCGAAGGUUUUUCUCAUGUGAUUAAUGUGGAUGUACAGGACGUAACACCCAAAGAGGAGUCGUCGUCGCUUAGGCAUUCUCCUAUGCAUUAAAAUGGGAGGUUUUUAAAGAUACCCAAUUUUUUUUUUCUGGACUCCUUGUAAACUCGUGAAUUGUUGCAUUAAUGUUUCCUCAAUUCUCUGCAGAUCAUCCUUACACACGCAUGCUGCAUGCUGUUGAUUUCUUGAACAUAUUGUUCAUCAUGUAUUCUGUCUUGUGCAUAUUACGGUCUAAUUGGUUGGUUUCUUCGAAAACUUAAAGCUUGAA
Messenger RNA from Juglans regia (Persian walnut), 2380 nucleotides. RefSeq names its product probable L-type lectin-domain containing receptor kinase S.5. Gene Ontology annotation, molecular function: protein kinase activity; carbohydrate binding; ATP binding. Gene Ontology annotation, cellular component: plasma membrane. The transcript has 2 exons. Bases 61 to 2166 code for a protein of 701 amino acids. The record is from RefSeq and is a predicted model, not a curated record. Lineage: Eukaryota; Viridiplantae; Streptophyta; Magnoliopsida; Fagales; Juglandaceae. Gene Ontology annotation, biological process: protein phosphorylation.